This is a messenger RNA of Pangasianodon hypophthalmus (striped catfish), 3725 nucleotides long. RefSeq names its product VPS35 retromer complex component (gene vps35). Bases 113 to 2503 code for a protein of 796 amino acids. The record is from RefSeq and is a predicted model, not a curated record. Gene Ontology annotation, cellular component: retromer, cargo-selective complex; retromer complex; late endosome. NCBI's taxonomy places the organism in Eukaryota, Metazoa, Chordata, Actinopteri, Siluriformes, Pangasiidae. The transcript has 17 exons. Gene Ontology annotation, biological process: retrograde transport, endosome to Golgi; intracellular protein transport.
CUCUCAGCCAAUCAGAGGCCGCCGCUGGCUGAGCGGAUCUCCAGCAGUCACAUGACCGACAGAUUUUUUUUGAGCUGCAGAGUGAUUGCUAACAGCUCAGUUAUUAAUCAUCAUGCCGACCACUCAGCAGUCGCCCCAGGACGAGCAGGAGAAGCUGCUGGACGAGGCGGUCCAGGCCGUCAAAGUGCAGUCCUUCCAAAUGAAACGCUGCCUGGACAAGAACAAGCUGAUGGAUGCACUGAAACACGCCUCUAACAUGCUGGGGGAGCUCAGGACCUCCAUGCUGUCUCCUAAAAGCUACUAUGAACUCUACAUGGCCAUAUCGGAUGAGCUACACUACCUGGAGGUUUACCUGACUGACGAGUUCGCUAAAGGUCGUAAGGUGGCAGACCUGUAUGAACUCGUACAGUACGCCGGGAACAUCAUCCCCAGACUGUACUUGUUGAUAACAGUGGGAGUGGUGUACGUGCGCUCGUUCCCUCAGUCACGCAAAGACAUUUUGAAGGAUCUGGUGGAGAUGUGUCGUGGUGUUCAGCAUCCUCUGAGAGGUCUGUUCCUGAGGAACUACCUGCUGCAGUGCACACGUAACAUCCUGCCUGACGACGGAGAACAGGCCGAGGAGGAGAUGACCGGCGACAUCAACGACUCGAUCGACUUUGUCCUGCUGAACUUUGCAGAGAUGAAUAAGCUGUGGGUGCGAAUGCAGCACCAGGGCCACAGUCGUGACCGCGAGAAGCGGGAGAAGGAGAGGCAGGAGCUGCGCAUCCUCGUCGGCACCAACCUCGUCCGACUCAGCCAGCUCGAGGGCGUCAACGUCGAGAAAUACAAACAGAUUGUUCUGCCAGGAGUCUUGGAGCAGGUGGUGAACUGCAGAGAUUCUCUAGCGCAGGAGUACCUCAUGGAGUGUAUUAUACAGGUUUUCCCAGACGAGUUCCACCUCCAGACCCUGAACCCGUUUCUCAGAGCGUGUGCUGAGCUCCACCAGCACGUCAAUGUCAAGAACAUCAUCAUAGCUCUUAUUGACAGGUUGGCUCUGUUUGCUCACAGAGAAGAUGGACCUGGAAUCCCUGCCGAAAUCAAACUCUUUGAUAUUUUCUCCCAGCAAGUGGCCACAGUCAUCCAGUCUCGUCAGGACAUGCCGUCGGAGGACGUUGUGUCUCUGCAGGUGUCCCUCAUUAACUUGGCUAUGAAAUGCUACCCUGAGCGCGUUGACUACGUAGACAAGGUUCUCGAGAGCACCGUGGAGAUCUUCAACAAACUCAACCUGGAACACAUUGCGACGAGCAGCGCCGUAUCGAAGGAGCUCACCAGGCUGCUGAAGAUUCCCGUGGACACCUACAACAACAUCCUGACGGUCCUUCAGCUCAAACACUUCCCGCUGCUCUUCGAGUACUUCGAUUACGAGUCACGCAAGAGCAUGAGCUGCUACGUGCUCAGCAACACGCUGGACUACAACACCACCAUCGUGGCCCAGGAGCAGGUGGAUGCGAUCCUGAACCUGGUGUCCACACUGAUCCAGGACCAGCCAGAUCAGCCUGCAGAGGAUCCCGACCCAGAGGACUUUGCAGAGGAGCAGAGUUUAGUGGGCCGCUUCAUCCACCUGCUGCAUUCCGACGAUCCGGACCAACAGUACCUGAUUUUAAACACAGCCAGGAAGCACUUCGGAGCCGGGGGUAAUCAGAGGAUCCGCUACACGCUGCCUCCGCUGGUGUUCGCCGCCUAUCAGCUGGCCUUCCGCUACAAAGACAACGCCUCCUCGGACGAUAAGUGGGAGAAGAAGUGCCAGAAGAUCUUCUCCUUCGCCCAUCAGACCAUCAGCGCGCUGAUAAAGGCCGAGCUGGCAGAGCUGCCGCUGCGUCUCUUCCUGCAGGGGGCGCUCGCCGCCGGAGAGAUCGGCUUCGAGAACCACGAGACCGUCGCCUACGAGUUCAUGUCUCAGGCGUUCUCUCUGUAUGAGGAUGAGAUCAGUGACUCUAAGGCCCAGCUUGCAGCCAUCACGCUGAUCAUCGGCACGUUCGAGCGCAUGCGCUGUUUCAGCGAGGAGAACCACGAGCCUCUGAGAACCCAGUGCGCUCUCGCUGCAUCCAAACUGCUGAAGAAACCCGACCAGUGCCGCGCCGUCAGCAUCUGCGCUCACCUCUUCUGGUCCGGACGCAACACCGACAAGAAUGGAGAUGAGAUCCGUGACGGGAAGCGUGUGAUGGAGUGCUUGAAGAAGGCCCUGAAGAUCGCCAACCAGUGCAUGGACCCGUCUCUGCAAGUGCAGCUCUUCAUCGAGAUCCUCAACCGUUACGUGUGUUUCUACGAGCGAGAGAACGAUGCGGUGACCGUUCAGGUCCUGAACCAGUUGAUCCAGAAGAUCCGUGAGGACCUGCCCAACCUGGAGGCGAGCGAGGAGACGGAGCAGAUCAACAAACACUUUCACAACACACUGGAGCACCUGCGCCUGCAGAGGGAGUCGCCCGAGUCAGAGGGCCCCGCCUACGAGGGGCUGGUGCUGUAGAGGCCACGCCCCUUCGCCCAACAUGCAUACCUACAUCUGUGCACACACCCCUAUAGACAUACAGAGAGAGAGAGUGUGAGUGUGCGAGUGUGCGAGUGAGUGUUCACACCUGAACAUCUGCUCCAGUUAAUAGAAAAACCAACCCACACACAGCCGCCAUCUUUGUGUUACUGUUCUUCAUUCUUUCUCUCUCUCUUUCUCCUUUUCUCUCUCUUCUUUUGUUCUUUUUUCUCUGUCUAUAAAUAAAUGUACAUUUUUUUCCUUUUAUUUCUUGAUCCUUUUUUCUGUUUUUCUUUCCUUUUCCUUUUCUCUUUUUUGUCUUUCUAUCCUUUCUUUCGUUCUUUUUCUUUUUCUAUAAAAAAUAAAGAAAAGAAAGAAUGUUUUAUUUUCUUUCUCGUUUCUUCCCUUUUUUCCUUUUUAUAAAGAAAGAAAAUAUAAUUUUUUUUCUCUUUUUUUCUCUUUCUCUGCUUUUUUGCUCUCUUUUGCUCUUUCUCUCCUUUCUUUCUUUUUCUGUUUUUUUUUCUGUCUUUUUGGAAAGAAAAAGAAAAAUUAUUUCUUUUCGAUUUUUUUUUCCCUCUUUAUUUUCUCUCUUUCUUACUUUGUUUUUUUUUUUCCUUUUUGUCCUCCUUUCUUUCUCGGUUAGACGGAGGUUUUUGUCUGCUCCGUGCGUCUCUGGAGGUUCAUUAGGAAGUGGCGCGUUCUUCUCGUAUCCUUGCGCUUAAACAGAAUCCUUGCUGCUGCUGGUUGUUCUCCUUUUUGCUGUCAUCUCUCUGUGUGUCCUUUGCUCUGUUUUUUUUUUUUUUUUUUUUUCCUCUCACUCCCUUUCUGCUUUUCCAGUCUGUUUAUUUCUGUGGUGGUGUCGUCAGUGUACGCUGGAGUAAAAUGUGAAGAGAUGAAAUGGUGUGUGUUUGUCACACGCUGGUGCACUGGCUUUCCUACAGAGCGGAGGCAGACGUGAGCGUGCAUGGAUGAAAGCUCUGUGCGUGUGUGUGUGUGUGUGUUUGUGUGUGUGUGUGUGUGUGUGUGUGUGUGUGUGUGGCUACCAAUUUCCUCAGCCUCCAGCUCUGUGUAUCACGUUCCCAUAUAUUUUUUUAACUCAUUAUUUCCCCUCUGUUCCCUCGUCGUAUAUUGUGUGUAUAAUCUAAUUGUAAAUCGCCUAAAAGCAGAAUAUCAUUGAUUUCAUGACAUUUGCGCAAAUAAACAAAUCAUUAACCCUGUGAAA